AUGUUGGCUAUCUAACUUUUCAUUUUAACACUCUCAACCCUCUUUGGAUUGUCAUUUUAAUCCCAACAAUGCCCAAACAUAAUAUAUGAUACCGUGAAAUUGUUUAUUUUUUGCACUUUUUUGAUUGAAAACUAUUGCAUACUAAUAGGUUUAUUUCUAUUUAUUUGGUUAAGAGAAUUAAUAAAAAAGUUUGAUCAUGAAAAAAAAUUAGAACUACCUCAUAUAUAAUAAAAUAACAUUCAAAGUUAAAAAGCAAAGUAAUUAUCUUUUUCAGUGGAAGCAAUAGAAUCUGCAGUAGAGGCAGUCCAAAUAUAUGAUCACGUCACAAAAGAAAGUCAAUAUGCAAUCUUAUAAAGGGCUGAUAAGAGUCAUUUAGCUUAAUUAGGAAUUACUUUAAAGAAUACUGUGUUAUUAGAAAAGGGUAGAGUAGUUGAUUCAAAUUAAAAUUCUAAAUUAAUAUCUCAAUUAGAUAAUCAGAAAAGGGGGAAUGGUGCUCAAUAAAUCUCGAUUAAAUAUGAAGAUAAUAGUGAAUAUUUAAAAAACUAAAACAGAAUUCUAAAAUCUAUUCCAUUUAAAAUUGGUGAUUUUGACAAAUAAAUGGGUGAAAUCAUUCAAGCUGAAAUUAUGUCUAAUGAAUAAUUGGACAAUUAGGUGAGUAGACAUUAAGCUUAAGAAUAACAUCAUGCUCUAUAAUAAACUAUUUAUGAGUCUAUUCUUCUGAUAAUUUUAUAUGCUGGCGGAAUAUCUUAAGUUAAAAAUAUUUAUCUAUAAAUAUUUGAUUCACUGUUGUUUGGAGUUGUAUUGCAUAGUGGAGUUUAGAAGUAGCAACUUUUUACGGUAACUCAUUUGUUGUUAAAUGUGUGUAUCAUAUCUGGGUGCUGCUCUUUAUAUAUAUUGGGAAUAUACUUCAAGUUUCAAAUUUUCAUUAUCGGGGGACUGGUCUUAUCAUUAUAGAAAGUUAAUGCCAAUUUGGUGAUGAUGAUAAUUCCAUUGACUACUUUGCUGAAAAUAUUUAUAAUCUGA
Molecule: messenger RNA, 1023 nt
Organism: Paramecium tetraurelia
Lineage: Eukaryota; Ciliophora; Oligohymenophorea; Peniculida; Parameciidae
Exons: 2
Source: RefSeq, a predicted model, not a curated record